GAGUCAGUGUUGGUCACCUUUAUAAGUCCAGUUAUUUUUGACUGGACUAGGACUAUAAGUCCAGUUACUGGAAAUUAUAAGUCCAAUGGUCCAGUUUUAUCAAGUCCAGUUAGUAGGAGCACAUGA
This is a messenger RNA of Funneliformis mosseae, 126 nucleotides long. The record is from the annotation of a GenBank genome assembly. Lineage: Eukaryota; Fungi; Glomeromycota; Glomeromycetes; Glomerales; Glomeraceae.